Molecule: messenger RNA, 1437 nt
Organism: Artibeus jamaicensis (Jamaican fruit-eating bat)
Lineage: Eukaryota; Metazoa; Chordata; Mammalia; Chiroptera; Phyllostomidae
Product: olfactory receptor 1J4-like
Exons: 2
Coding region: 1-1437 (478 amino acids)
Biological process (GO): G protein-coupled receptor signaling pathway
Cellular component (GO): membrane
Molecular function (GO): G protein-coupled receptor activity; olfactory receptor activity
Source: RefSeq, a predicted model, not a curated record
AUGAGACCUGGGAACCAGAGCAGCAUGUCCGAGUUUCUCCUCCUGGGGCUCCCCAUCAAUCCAGGGCACCAGGGCAUGUUCUUUGCCCUGUUCCUGGGCAUGUACCUGACCACAGUGCUGGGCAACCUGCUCAUCAUCCUACUCAUAAAGCUGGACUACCGCCUGCACACGCCCAUGUACUUCUUCCUCAGCCACUUGGCCUUCUCUGACAUUUCUCUGUCAUCUGUCACUGUCCCUAAGAUGCUACUGAAUAUGCACACACAGCAACCAUCCAUUCCCUAUGUGGGAUGCAUUUGCCAGUUGCAUUUUUUCACACUUUUCGGUGGCCUUGACAAUUUCCUUCUGGCAGUCAUGGCAUAUGACAGGUACGUGGCCAUCUGUCACCCUCUACACUACACCACCAUCAUGAGGGAGGGGCUGUGUGCACUGUUGGUGGCUGGAUCCUGGAUCAUCUCCUCUGGCAGUGCCCUCUUGCACACCAUCCUCUUGGUCCGACUCAUGAGGCCUGGGAACCAGAGCAGCCUGUCCGAGUUCCUCCUCCUGGGGAUCCCCAUCAGGCCAGAGUACCAGGGAGUGUUCUUUGCCCUGUUCCUGGGCAUGUACCUGACCACAGUGCUGGGCAACCUGCUCAUCAUCCUGCUCAUCAGGCUGGACUCCCGCCUGCACACACCCAUGUACUUCUUCCUCAGGCACUUGGCCUUCUCUGACAUUUCUCUGUCAUCUGUCACUGUUCCUAAGAUGCUAAUGAAUAUGUACACACAGCAACUAUCCAUUCCCUAUGUGGGAUGCAUUUUCCAGUUGUAUUUUUUCAUACUUUUUGGUGGUCUUGACAAUUUACUUCUGGCAGUCAUGGCAUAUGACAGGUACGUGGCCAUCUGUCACCCUCUAUACUAUACCACCAUCAUGAGGGAGGGGCUGUGUGCACUGUUGGUGGCUGGAUCCUGGAUCAUCUCCUCUGGCAGUGCCCUCCUGCACACCAUACUCUUGGUCCGACUGUCCUUCUGUGCCAACAAUGUCAUCACCCACUUCUUCUGUGAACUCACUGUGCUCCUGAAGCUCAGCUGCUCAGACAUUUCCCUCAAUGAGCUGGUCCUCCUUCUCCAGGGGGGAGUGUUUUCUGUCCUGGCUUUAGCUAUUAUUUUAGGGUCAUAUAUUCAUAUAGGAACCAUCAUCCUGAAGGCUCCCUCCACUAAGAAACUCUUGAAAGCCUUUUCUACCUGUGGCUCCCAUUUUUUUGUGGUGUCUUUAUUCUAUGGGACACUUGUAGGUGUUUACUUAUUGUCCUCAUCAUGGGAUUCUAAACACAUAAUUGCUUCAGUCAUGUAUUCAAUAGUUACCCCCAUGCUGAACCCCUUCAUCUAUAGCCUGAGGAACAGAGAUAUAAAGCAGGCCUUAGAAUGUUUGUCAAUUGGGUUAAAGAAGAUAAUAUGUCAGUGA